This is a messenger RNA of Apis dorsata (giant honeybee), 210 nucleotides long. RefSeq names its product tyrosine-protein phosphatase Lar-like. NCBI's taxonomy places the organism in Eukaryota, Metazoa, Arthropoda, Insecta, Hymenoptera, Apidae. The annotation marks the transcript as partial. The record is from RefSeq and is a predicted model, not a curated record. Gene Ontology annotation, molecular function: protein binding. The transcript has a single exon.
CCCAUUCGAUGACCCUCUCCUGGAAACCGCCAAUAAGAUUGAACCCGAUGAACUACAAAGUGUCGUUCGACGCCGUGAAAGAGUUCGUGGACUCGCAGGGCAUCACGCAAACCCAGAUCGUGCCUCGUAGGCAGAUCCUGUUGGACCCUACGGUGACCACGACCACGAUAAACGAGUUGCAACCGUUCACCACGUACAACGUGAACGUGA